AAAAUCCAUUGGGUUGUAGUCCCUCCCUCUCUUAUCCAACUAUAAAGGGCUCUACUAAUUUUACUGUAAAUUCACUCUCUCGCCGGCGCCGGAAAAGUAUAUCCAACGGCGAUUGGUGGUUUAGAGUCCAUUUUUUUUGUUUUGCAGAUAAGGACCUCAAGUUUCGAAUUGACGGUCGUCUUCUCCGGCAAAGUUGAUACUACUACUUUCCCGUUUAUCAUUUGGCAGUUUUUUUCUCCGGCGAAAUUGAGUUAUUGCUGUGUUGCUGAGUCGUGAUCGUGCACCAUAGACUAUCUCUCUUUACAAUGGCAUCUCUGUCAUGGUGGAAUCCCGCUCCUGCCACUGCUGCAAUGGCAGCUUGUUCUCCAUCUCCAACGUCCUGUAAAACCUCCAACUCAUUAGCACUGCCGCGCUCUGUGUUUGUCAGUAAGCAAGAAGAGUUGAUGAAACAAUCCAAGGGACUUUUGGUUAAAAGACAACAACAGUCGAAGAAGAAGAACAAUUCCACCAAUUCCAGACGUACUACCAGCAUUCAAUGUCUCUCGCAGGAACAAAAAUGGACUCAUGAAGGUUCCAUUACCGAGUCUCUCCCCAAUGGCAUGUUUAGGGUCAAAUUGGAUAACGCAGAUGUGGUACUGGGAUACAUUUCUGGGAAGAUACGAAAGAAUUUCAUACGGUUGUUGCCUGGAGACAGAGUCAAAAUCGAAGUAAGUCGUUAUGAUUCCAGUAAAGGACGCAUCAUUUAUAGACUCCGUGGUGGUCGAGAAGGGUAGGAGUCUCAGUGGUGGUGUAAGGCUAUUUUGUACGCGAACGGUGACCGUCUUUGCUAAUGAACCACCAUUCACAUGUUCCUAUCCUUGCUUAUGAGAAGAGAACCUAGAAUGUAUAUUCUUAUACUUGGAAUAUUCAUAGGCAUUUUACCUUUUGCUCUUUAACAUUUAUGUUGUGAUAGUAAACCAAGACUGGAAAAAGCAAAACUUGUGCAUCUUUUUGGCUAUUUUCUUGAUUGCUUUAUUCCAAUUUGAAUUUAUCUG
Molecule: messenger RNA, 1034 nt
Organism: Solanum stenotomum
Lineage: Eukaryota; Viridiplantae; Streptophyta; Magnoliopsida; Solanales; Solanaceae
Product: translation initiation factor IF-1, chloroplastic
Exons: 2
Coding region: 306-773 (155 amino acids)
Biological process (GO): translational initiation
Cellular component (GO): cytosol
Molecular function (GO): ribosome binding; translation initiation factor activity; RNA binding
Source: RefSeq, a predicted model, not a curated record